This is a messenger RNA of Limanda limanda (common dab), 777 nucleotides long. It is a transcript of the gene mafk, whose product is annotated as v-maf avian musculoaponeurotic fibrosarcoma oncogene homolog K. Lineage: Eukaryota; Metazoa; Chordata; Actinopteri; Pleuronectiformes; Pleuronectidae. Gene Ontology annotation, cellular component: nucleus. The transcript is spliced from 3 exons. The coding region runs from base 154 to 639 and encodes 161 amino acids. The record is from RefSeq and is a predicted model, not a curated record. Gene Ontology annotation, biological process: regulation of transcription by RNA polymerase II. Gene Ontology annotation, molecular function: DNA-binding transcription factor activity, RNA polymerase II-specific; RNA polymerase II cis-regulatory region sequence-specific DNA binding.
CUUUACGCACGGACCGUGUCCAGUGUCUCCGUCUCCUCUGGAAGGAAAAGCCGCCACUUUUCAUUUUUUGGGGGGGUUUGUGCGCAUUCCGGUCCACAGAUAUAUCCGCGUCCACAGAGUGAGUCUUCUGUGAGAGCCGGGCCCGUUGUCUGCAUGCAGGGAAUGACGACUCAUUUCAAGACGAGCAAAGCUUUAAAGGUCAAGAAGGAGGCGGGUGAGAAUGACCCGACGCUCAGCGAUGACGAGCUGGUGGUCAUGUCCGUGCGGGAGCUCAACCAGCACCUGCGUGGGCUGACCAAGGAGGACGUGGUGCGGUUGAAGCAGCGGCGGCGGACCCUGAAGAACCGGGGCUACGCUGCCAGCUGCCGCAUCAAACGGGUCUCCCAGAAGGAGGAGCUGGAGCGGCAGAAGAUCGACCUGCAGCAGGAGGUGGACAAGCUGGCCCGGGAGAACGCCAGCAUGAGGAUGGAGCUGGACGCCCUGCGAUCCAAGUACGAGGCGCUGCAGUGUUUCGCCCGGACUGUGACCCGCGGGCCCCUCUCGCCAGGCAAGGUGGCCAACACCAGCGUCAUCACCAUGGUCAAGUCGGCCAACAGGCUCAACAACUCCAGCCCGACCCCGUUCUCCAGUCUGUCCUAGUGUCGACAGGACUGGGCUCUCCUCGUCCUGCCUGGUCCUGCCCGGCUCCGACCCCCCCCCCCCGGCUGCACCCCCGCUCAUCCUGCACUGAGAGGACGCUCAGUAGUUAGACUGAGGGAUGGGACGGGGGGGGUGGCA